Molecule: messenger RNA, 2925 nt
Organism: Durotheca rogersii
Lineage: Eukaryota; Fungi; Ascomycota; Sordariomycetes; Xylariales; Xylariaceae
Exons: 1
Coding region: 572-2722 (716 amino acids)
Source: RefSeq, a predicted model, not a curated record
UAAUCCGCCUAGUCUGGAGGUAGCGGCGGUUUACUCGGCCACGCUGCUCCCCUGGCGCGGAGAGGGUUGGGGAGAUCUGGCGACCCUCCCGAGUCGAAUGAUAAAAGAUAAAAAUACCUAAGCCAGUGGAUCCGGCUCAGUUGUACCACGCGCCCGUGUUGAGUGAGCGAAGGGAAAAAGCUAGCUGUGCCCAUGGUCGGACACCAGGUGACUGAGGGCAACGAGGAAGAACCGCGUCUUUGUUUCCAGAGAAGAGGGGAGACCAGCCGCCUCGGCGCUGUGCAGCUACUUCACUGCACUUCAACAAAGUUAUUGUGGCGCGCUUUGUCCUGAGACGGUUUCUAGGUAUAGGUAUGCCUUUUCGGUCUCCAACCGCUCUGGCGAUGGCGGCUAUGCCAUCACCACGAAAUUUGCCCGACAAAUUGGACACGUUACUCUCUCCGUUAGGCGGAACUAGAGGGCAGACACCUGGGUCCUUGGGCAAGGUCGGCUAGUUGGUCUGGGCAAGCGGAACGGCGAUGGUUUCGUUAGUAUCCACGACGCAAGUGAGCAGCCGUAGUAGCGCAUAAGUAUGCGUCACGCUCCGAGCAAUAAGAGGAGGGGGAAACAAGGCAAGAAACACCCCGGGGAAAGCGAACGCGCGGAAACUUACGACUGGAAUGUACGUGUGCUACGGAUGGAUUUCGCCAACCACGACUGGCGGUUGUACGACCUCGACCGGGUCCCGUGGUAUAGCCUCGCCGACGAGGUGAUUGACGAAGUGGUCCGGCGGCACCACGCCUACGACGAGGCCAACCUACCUUUCGACGACCGGAGGUACAGCCCCGCGCGGCGCGAGCAGAUACGCCGGUGGGAGGUCUUGCGCCAGACCCACGCCGCUGCCACUGCCGAGCCCUCUCCCUCUCUAUUAUACCACUCAGCUCCGCCCUCCCAUGUUACCGCCAUCGGCCCCGAAGUCAUAUCCUUAGUCGCCCCGAGGCCAGGGACAGUCGACAACCCGCGUGACCGCACCGACGAGCACCGCCGACCGGAGCUGCCACCGGCUAGGGAGAAGGAGGCGGAGGGGACAGGCGCGCCCGAGCUGAGCCAUGGAUUCAUCACGUGGGGGUUCGAGCUCGAGCUGCCUGUCGCAGUUGCGCCGGCAGGUGGCCUGCUGGCAGAUAAGCCUCACCCGAGAGAGACCCGGUGGCAGGCGGACAUCGUAACGGAAGACAAGGAGGUGUUCAGGCAAGCCGCAGUUGCGCAGAUGCUACAGGUCCUCAACUCGCAGAUGGAAGGCUCGGUAUUCGUCGGCAAGGACAACGAUGAAGACGACGAGCUAUACAAGCGCAAGGUCGCGAACCUCGAGAGCCUCGAGGCUGACGGGGCCGUGAGCGCCGGGAGCGAACGUGCGGCGCAAGAUGCGCUCGUCUUCGCCAAAAGCUCCUUCCGGCCCCACGAGGGGCGGUUCCUUCCGCUGGCGACCGAGGACGACGUCGAGAGGGCCGUGAAUAGAGUCCCUAACAUCGAGGCCUGGGGGAUAGUCGGGGCGAAGGAGACGAACCGCAUCUAUCGUCGUCUCACAAACCUAUUGCGGGCGGAGGUCUACCGGGCGCGCAGGGACCCCGACCACGUCUUCCUCGAAGGGAUGAAGCCACGGUACAGGGCUUUCUCCGUAUACAUAAUGAACAACGUAGAUCUAUCGGCCGUGAAGAGCAGGGACUACACGGACCUCCCCGAGUCAAACCCGGCGACCCAGUACCGAUGGGAGGUGAUCAAAUUGGCAUCGCCCGUGCUGCGGAUGCAGCCUCAGGAGAACCACCAAGUCGUCCAGCGGCUCUGCCGCGUUCUGCGCAACAAUUUCUGCAUACACAAGGACCUAGAGUCCAUCCCGGUGACGACGCAGAUCACCGUGUCGCACACCGCGGGGUUCGACAUCCUCGAGAUGAAGAAGGUCAUCACGCUCAUGGCGAUCCUCGGAGACCAGGACAUCAUGCGACUACACCAGAGCUACCGGUCUAGCCGCAAGUACGACCGGGUCUGCGGACCACUCAAGACCCAGUCUGCUCUGGGCGCCCUGUCACGCCGGGUCCCGUGGAUCGACGGCUUUGACCCUCGCGGGGUGGUACCACACCCGUCAGAGACGACACGGGACUACCUCCUCGAUCAGAUGAAGCGAUACCUGCCCUUGGAUUUGCUGCUCACAGAGGACAAGCUGUCGGACAAGAUCUUCUACCUUUCCCUCUGGAUGUACACGAAUGUGGACGACAUUAGUAGGGCUAUGAACCCCGAGCUCCGCACCCGCAAGGUAGAGAUGGUCACGAAGUGUAGCGGCAAGGGGCCGACGACGGGGCCCGCUCCGGGGGAGGCGGAAGUUCAGGCUAAGGCUAAGGAGGUCGGAUGGCCGCUACCGCCUGGCGGCCCGCCGUUCCGCCCAGUAGACGAGCGGCGAGGUGUGUUCGAGUUCCGACAGUGCGCCAACACGCUUGACGCCAGCCAUCUCAUGAGCUGGGCGACGACCUGUGCCGCCGUCGUAAACUUCGCCCGGAAUGCAUCUGCCGAAACUUUCAAGGACUACGUGACCAACGUCCUCACCGGCGAGACCAGCGUCCUGGGUGGCCUCGGUGUGCCCCUAGAGGCCCAGGACUUCUUCAGGAGCCACAUUGACGAUGACAACGGCUACUUUCGGUUCGGAGAGCAAGAAGUCUUGUGGAGCGAUCCUUUCUAUCCACCGAUGCCGUAGAAACGAAUCGAACCGUUAUUUGAAACAAAUUGAAAAAAAGUGAGGCCCCGUGUCAAGGUAAGGAAUAGCCUGGAUUAGAUUAUUUUCAAUUUGCAGUACGGUGACGUAGUGGCUGUGCCGGCGCCGUUUCUAAGUGUCAAUGUAAGGCAAGUCGAAUCCUGCUAAUGUAAGUGCUCGUGGAUGCCAGCGAAUUUCUGACGGUU